AUGGGUGAAAAAAUUCUACCACUCUACUUCAACCUACUACCACAAAAACCCCGUUUACCUAGUAUACCGCAAAACUUAAACUCAGCUACUCAAUACUUAUUCCCUUGCAAUCCCAAAGACUCCACUGAAUUUCGCCACUUUGUUGAGGUCCUUCGCCAACACUAUAGUUUUAAAUGUGUUCCCUCUGACUUUUUUGUGCAAAAACAGCCUCUUCCCCAAAAUCCAACACAAGUAGCUACUUCAAAAAAAUACUCCUUCUCUAUCAAUGACCCAAUGCUAGCAAAAGAGUUUCUGACAGCUAUUCAAAACAAAUACUGCUUUACUCUACCUCUUCCCGAGCAAUACAUAAUAGUCAACUCUACAAACAAACCAGAACUACCCUUGAUUGCUGAUGAGGUAAAGCUGGUCAACAUCACCACACCUAUUACAAGCCUCAGAGUCUUAGUUGAAACUGCACGCCUCUUAAGAGAAUACUACUACUUCAAACAAAUCUCAGCUAACUGGGUCAACAUCCCACAAAAAGCCUCAAUUGAAACAGAUUGUUCCUCUCUACUAUCCACACUUGAUGAAAUCAGAGCCAUAAUUAAUUAUAUAUCUACACCCGAACCAAUUAUCCUACUAGCUACUUCUCAACAAGAAAGGGGUUCUCCCCAUAUCAUCGAUAUCUCUGAACUCCCUGUAUCUAAAUGGGAACUUUUUAAUAAUUACGUCCCUGAUGA
Dentiscutata erythropus is the source of this 719-nucleotide messenger RNA. NCBI's taxonomy places the organism in Eukaryota, Fungi, Glomeromycota, Glomeromycetes, Diversisporales, Gigasporaceae. The record is from the annotation of a GenBank genome assembly.